Salvelinus sp. IW2-2015 is the source of this 1689-nucleotide messenger RNA. RefSeq lists its product as uncharacterized. The record is from RefSeq and is a predicted model, not a curated record. Gene Ontology annotation, cellular component: nucleus. Lineage: Eukaryota; Metazoa; Chordata; Actinopteri; Salmoniformes; Salmonidae. Gene Ontology annotation, biological process: embryo development; regulation of transcription by RNA polymerase II; urogenital system development. Gene Ontology annotation, molecular function: RNA polymerase II transcription regulatory region sequence-specific DNA binding; DNA-binding transcription factor activity, RNA polymerase II-specific.
GAAAGAAAACAGGGGAUUGCGGAGGAAACUACAGCUAUUGGAACUGAAGGUGUCACGGGAGCGCGCAGAGAGGACAAUACGAGAGCGCGUACUCGCCAGUCGUCCCAGUAGUGUUAAGAUCCUCGACCGAUACAGAGGAAUGGCAAGAGGAGAAGGACAUAUCACUGGAGGCCACAGAAACUUUGUGAAGCCAGCAGGGCACAAUACAUGGAGAGAUGAUCAAACAAUCACUGUUGAUGAGGGGAGUGGAACCUCAACCCAGCAUGUUAUCAUGAUAGAGUCUGCAGAUGCAGAGGCUGCAGGUCCUGGGGUCAAGCAGGAGAGGUCUGAAGGAGAGGAGGACCCACGGCACAGCAGAGACAACCAGACUGGAGCAGCUGGUGAUCCCCCUGUAGCCACGGAGGAUACCGCCCCAGCGCCGCUCAGGACCCAACGCAGCAUCACGGAGGUCAGUGGAAUGCCGAACACCGUCCUCAAGUCAGAGACAGACACAGAGACUUUAACUGUAACACACAGGCUCUUACACACAGGAUCUGACCACAGAUCAGACCCAGAGAGACAGGGCCUGGGGAGACUGGGCUGUCCUCCUGCCCCUGGCUCGGAGUAUUUACCGGUAUUUCAUCAGAGCCACAGGAUGGUUCAUACCCGUGGGGAUAGCUAUGGUGAUGUGUUAAACAUUGGCGGUGAUGAUCCGUCUUGUUCUUACACUACAGAAAUGGACCCUGGCAACAUGCCUUUGGGUUUAGAGACACAGACUGAUCUGUCUAAAGGGGACUGGAACCGGUACAGUAGUAGUGUACACUCUGAAGGGUGCCUAGAUAAGAAAGGGGAGGUUAUCGUCGUAGAUGAAGUGACUGUGAAAGUGGAGGGCGACGUUCCUCCCACAUGGAAUGCAGAAAGUCACCUCGUAGAGGGACACUCACAGGGCAGAGAUUUCUUAGAUUACAGGGGAAGCUUAGAGACAAAUCUAAAUAUCUCCACCCCCUCCUCUUUACAUGCGUUCAGGGAUCGCGACCCAGUGUCCGCGUCGAUGGGGCCUUCCGAUUCACAUGGAAGCGUCCGUUUCGAUCAGGUAUUGAACUCAAAUGACAGGGCUAAAGCCCUGGCUCCGGGAGGGGAAGACACAUCAGGCAAUAUUAAAGAGAAACGGUUCCUUUGCAUGUUCUGUAACAAAGGCUUCAGCUGCCCCCAGAAGGUGGAGAUCCACCAGAGGGUCCACACAGGGGUGAAAUGCUUCAGCUGUACCCAGUGUCAGAUGCGCUUUGUCCAGGCUGGUGACCUGAAGAGGCACCAGAGGGUCCACACAGGGGAGAAACCCUACAGCUGCCCACAGUGUGAGAAGAGGUUCUCCCGCCAGGACCACCUGAAGAUGCACAUGAAGGUCCACACAGGAGAGAGGCCGUUCGCCUGUACGCAGUGUGGGAAGAGGUUCUCAGAAAGGAGAUGCCUCAGGAUACACCAGCAGAAAAACCAUUCCACUCUAUAACAUAGAAAGAAACCAUUCCACUCGAUAGCUUCUCACAUUUACAUCAAACCCUGCAUUAAAGACAAAGAUGAAUUUUCAUUGUUGUCAGCAGAAUGGAUCCACAGAAUCAUUUGGAAUAACGAGAGAAACAGAUUUCAGUGUUGAAUAUUCCUGGAUAGAAUAUCGCAUCCAGACAUUGUGUGAUAUACACUACCGCUCAAAAG